Messenger RNA from Diaporthe amygdali, 1605 nucleotides. Its product is annotated as wd repeat containing protein 5. The coding region runs from base 1 to 1605 and encodes 534 amino acids. Lineage: Eukaryota; Fungi; Ascomycota; Sordariomycetes; Diaporthales; Diaporthaceae. The transcript has 4 exons. The record is from RefSeq and is a predicted model, not a curated record. Gene Ontology annotation, cellular component: Set1C/COMPASS complex. Gene Ontology annotation, molecular function: histone binding.
AUGGCAGUGCUGAGCACAGCUCCCCUGGGACAGAUCCAGAGCCAGAGCGAGAGCAAGAACUCGACAAUCCAGCGUCAACCUCACAACGCAGCCAGCGACGCAGCCUCUCAAUACGCCAUGCGAGACCCCAAUCCAGGUCGCAGACCCACCCUCAAGAUCACGGUCACGUUCCAGAUCGAGGGCUGGCUCGCGCUCAGACUCCAGGUCGCAAUCGAGGUCGAGGUCAAGAUCACGCCCCUCCGGCCGAACUUCGAACCCUCGCUCGAGCUGCGCGGCCACGAGAAGCCAAUCUCCCAGGUGCGCAUCUCCCCUGACGGACGGUGGAUUGCCUCCGCCUCCGCAGACGCCACUGCCAUGAUCUGGGACGCCGAGACGGGCGCCCACAUGGACACCUUCGUCGGCCACAUGGCAGGCGUGUCGUGCCUGGCCUGGAGCCCCGACAGCGAGACCCUCGCGACUGGGUCCGACGACAAGACCAUCCGCCUAUGGAACAGGACCACCGGCGACCCAGCACACGCCGGCGGUGCGGACGAGAACGCCGCCGCCCUGGGGAGGAUAGGCACGAGCGCUCGAGGUAUCGGUGGGCGCGCUGGCGACUCGGGCGUGAGGGGCAGCGGUGGGAAGAAACCCCUGCUUGGUCACCACAAUUAUGUUUACUGCCUCGCGUUCAGUCCCAAGGGGAAUAUACUAGCGAGCGGGAGCUACGACGAGGCUGUCUUCCUGUGGGAUGUGCGCGCGGGGAGGCUCAUGCGGAGUCUGCCCGCGCACAGUGACCCCGUGAGCGGGAUUGAUUUCUGUCUGGAUGGCACGUUGGUGGCGAGCUGUUCUACGGAUGGGUUGAUACGCAUCUGGGACACCGCCACCGGCCAGUGCCUCCGCACCCUCGUCCACGAGGACAACCCCUCAGCCAGCUCGGUCUGCUUCUCGCCCAACGGCCGCUUCGUGCUGGCCAGCUACACCGACUCGUGCGUCCGCUUGUGGGAUUUCAUCAACAUGCCCUGCGCCGUAAAAAAGACCUAUCAGGGCCACGUCAACGAGGGCUACUCCAUAGGUGGCUGUUUCGGAGUGCUAUAUCGCCGCCGGCCGGGAACCUCUCGCAAGCUCAUGCAGAAUGGCGACAUGGGCCAGGAAGAGGAAGAGCCGUUCAAUGGAGAGCAGCAGAUCGAAGAACAAGAGGAAGACUACGACAGCGCCCCAUUCGUCGCCUCAGCGAGCGAGGACGGCGACGUCGUCAUGUGGGAUGUCCGCUCAAAGGAGAUCGUGCAGCGCAUCCCCCGCGCCCACAGCGGCGUCUGCUUCUGGGUCGACGUCCACAGCGACUCGGGCACCAUGGUCACCUGCGGCGACGACAUGCGGAUCGUGGUGCACCGCCACAGGUACCCGGAGCCCGAGGGCGGGCACGUGAACGGGGACGUGAACGGGAAGUACCCCGCUGACGAGGACGAUGCGGCCGACGAGGAGAUGCGCGAGGCCGGGUUCGGUGCGGCGGCGGUCCAGGUAAAUGGCAACGGUCACGUACAUGUCGAGGACCUGGAGGACAAGCGGGUAGAGGUAGAGGUAGAGGCCAAGGCCGCGGCUGGUGGGGACAUCCCGAUGAGCGAGUAG